GUCCCAAUCCUUAAUGACCAGAUAGCCAUCGUCACGUCUACACUUGCCGAGGACUCUGUGCUUAUGCGUCGGAGAUUGCAUCAGCUGCUCAGCCGCUGUCGUCUAGUUUCGCCACCUUGCCUCCUCAGCCUUCUGGAUGGUCUCCUCAGCAAUCUACGUCGGUAUCCGGACGACAGAGACAGCAUCUGGAAGUGUGCAGCCUCCGUCGGAAGUCGACAUCCUGCCUUUGUGGAGGUUUGCGUUUCGAGUCUUCUCCGAACGCACCCCUGGCUAAGUGAUCAGGAACCCUUUCGCGAGGAUCCAGCCUACAUCACUGUUCUCCUCUUGGUGCUAAAUGCUCUACCCGGAGCCCCUGGCAUGAAAGCACACUUCCCGCGACAUCUAGCUGCCUCGAGGGCCUACCUCGCAGAACUUGUUCCCCAUCUGCUCACCAACAUUGAUGUGGACUUCUCCUCUGGAGUCAAACCCUCAACCAACUUAUGUAUUCCUGCAAAGCGUCCGUGUCUAGAAGAGCGUCACGCGACGCCCUCAUUGGAACGCACUCAGGGCUUGCUCAACUUUCUCGCCUCAAGUCUUCUGAUGGUGCGUAGCUUGCUGGAUGAAUGUGUGCGUCUGUUGCUUGGGUCUCAGAGCAGUGGUGCUCUAGUCAAGACCGAAAGUGCAUCGAACCUGGAUGUGAUGUGA
Molecule: messenger RNA, 684 nt
Organism: Dibothriocephalus latus
Lineage: Eukaryota; Metazoa; Platyhelminthes; Cestoda; Diphyllobothriidea; Diphyllobothriidae
Source: the annotation of a GenBank genome assembly